Messenger RNA from Vitis vinifera (wine grape), 2544 nucleotides. Its product is annotated as disease resistance protein SUMM2. The record is from RefSeq and is a predicted model, not a curated record. NCBI's taxonomy places the organism in Eukaryota, Viridiplantae, Streptophyta, Magnoliopsida, Vitales, Vitaceae. The coding region runs from base 1 to 2544 and encodes 847 amino acids. The transcript is spliced from 2 exons. Gene Ontology annotation, molecular function: protein binding; ADP binding.
AUGGAUUUUGUGAGCCCAGUCUUGGAUAUUGCCUCUCGCUUGUGGGAUUGUACUGCCAUGCGUGCUGUUUACAUUCGUGAGCUCCCAGAAAAUCUCAACUCUCUAAGAACUGCAAUGGAGGACCUCAAGAACGUCUAUGAAGAUGUGAAGGAAAAGGUGGACCGUGAAGAGAAACUUCAGAAGAAACGUACUCAUGGAGUGGAUGGCUGGAUCCAGAGUGUAGAAGCCAUGGAAAAAGAAGUGAAUGAUUUAUUGGCAAAAGGUGAUGAAGAAAUCCAGAAGGAAUGUCUCGGAACAUGUUGUCCCAAAAACUGCCGUGCCAGCUACAAGAUUGUGAAGAUGGUACGUGGAAAGAUGGAUGAUGUGGCUUUAAAGAAGACGGAGGGCUUAAAUUUCAGUGUGGUGGCUGAACCUCUGCCCAGUCCUCCCGUGAUCGAGAGGCCUUUGGACAAGACGGUGGGCUUAGAUUCAUUGUUUGACCACGUUUGUAUGCAACUCCAGGAUGACAAAGUAGGAAGUGUCGGUUUAUAUGGCAUGGGGGGUGUGGGCAAAACCACCCUCUUGACCAGGAUCAACAAUGAGUUCCUCAAAACAAGGGUUGUGUUUGAUGCAGUGAUUUGGGUGACUGCGUCCAGACAAGCCAAUGUGGAAAAGGUCCAGCAAGUUCUUUUCAAUAAAUUGGAGAUUCCCAAAGAUAAAUGGGAAGGUAGUAGUGAGGAUGAAAGGAAAGAAGCAAUAUUCAAUGUCUUGAAGACGAAGAAAUUUGUCCUCCUAUUGGAUGAUAUAUGGGAGCCUCUUGAUCUCUUUGCAGUGGGGAUUCCUCCUGUAAAUGAUGGAAGCACGUCCAAGGUGGUAUUUACUACCCGAUUUUCAACUGUGUGCCAUGAUAUGGGAGCUAAGAAGGGCAUUAAAGUGAAGUGCUUAGCAUGGGAGGAAGCAUUUGCUCUGUUUCAGACAUAUGUAGGAGAAGACACUAUAAAUUCUCAUCCCCAUAUACCAAAGUUGGCGGAGAUUGUUGUCAAAGAGUGUGACGGCCUCCCACUUGCCCUCAUCACCAUAGGACGAGCAAUGGCAGGAGCAAAAACACCUGAGGAAUGGGAGAAAAAAAUACAAAUGUUGAAGAAUCAUCCAGCAAAGUUUCCAGGUAUGGAGAAUCAUUUGUUUUCAUGCUUGUCAUUCAGUUAUGAUAGCCUACAGGACGAAGCAGUCAAAUCAUGUUUCCUGUAUUGCUCUUUAUUUCCGGAGGACUAUGAAAUCAAUUGUAAUGACCUUGUACAACUAUGGAUCGGAGAGGGUUUGUUAGAUGAAUACGGUGACAUAAAAGAAGCAAAAAAUAGAGGAGAAGAAAUUAUUGCCAGUUUAAAGCAUGCAUGCCUAUUGGAGAGUGUUGGUAGGGAAGAUAGAUGGUCCCCAGCAACAUACGUGAAGAUGCAUGAUGUCAUCCGUGAUAUGACUUUGUGGUUAGCUCGUCAAAAUGAGAGUAAGAAGCAAAACAAAUUUGUGGUUAUAGAUAAAGGCGAAUUGGUUAAGGCCCAUGAAUCAUUUCCAAGGGGGUUCUUCACAUAUAUGCCUAUUAUAACAGUUUUGGACUUGUCAUACCUUGAUAAAUUAAUUGAUUUGCCCAUGGAAAUUGGCAAAUUAUUUACUUUACAAUAUCUUAAUUUGUCUUAUACAAGGAUAAAAAAGAUACCAAUGGAGCUCAGGAAUUUGACAAAACUGAGGUGUUUGAUAUUAGAUGGUAUAUUCAAACUUGAAAUUCCAUCUCAAACCAUUUCAGGUCUUCCAUCCUUGCAGUUGUUCAGUAUGAUGCAUUUUAUAGAUACACGCAGAGAUUGUAGAUUCUUAUUAGAGGAGUUAGAGGGGUUGAAAUGCAUUGAACAAAUAUCCAUUAGUCUUGGUAGUGUUCCUUCCAUCCUAAAAUUAUUGAACUCCCAUGAGUUACAAAGGUGCGUGAGACACUUAACUCUACAAUGGUGCGAGGAUAUGAACUUACUCCACCUAUUACUUCCUUAUCUAGAGAAGUUUAAUGCAAAGGCUUGUUCAAAUUUGGAAGAUGUGACAAUCAAUUUGGAGAAGGAAGUGGUCCACUCAACAUUCCCAAGGCAUCAGUACUUGUACCACCUUUCUGAAGUAAAAAUAGUAUCGUGUAAAAAUUUGAUGAAAUUGACAUGUCUUAUUUAUGCUCCAAAUCUUAAGUUUCUAUGGAUUGACAACUGUGGCUCUUUGGAAGAAGUGAUAGAAGUUGACCAGUGUGAUGUUUCAAAAAUUGAAUCCGACUUCGGCCUAUUUUCAAGACUUGUUCUUCUCUAUUUGUUGGGUCUACCAAAGUUAAGGAGUAUAUGCAGAUGGAGCUUGCUCUUUCCUUCCUUAAAAGUGAUGUGUGUUGUCCAAUGUCCAAAUUUAAGGAAACUGUCUUUUGAUUCCAAUAUCGGGAUUAGUAAGAAUGUAGAGGAAAUCGGUGGAAAACAAGAAUGGUGGGAUGAUUUGGAGUGGGAGGACCAAACAAUUAAACACAACCUCACUCCAUAUUUCAAGCCUCUAUAG